Molecule: messenger RNA, 564 nt
Organism: Rotaria sp. Silwood2
Lineage: Eukaryota; Metazoa; Rotifera; Eurotatoria; Philodinida; Philodinidae
Source: the annotation of a GenBank genome assembly
AUGCGUUCGACUGAAUACAUUUCGCUCGUCUUAUUGACGAUCUCCUUGAUCAAUGGUAUUCCAUUUCCUCCUGAAGAUGAAACUUCGGAUAAAAAAGAGAUAAUAGCUCGCGAUAUUGGAACAUGCUAUUUAUGGUACUGGUCUCAACCUAAUCCUGACAGUCUUCUAGCCAAAACAUUAAAACCACCAUGCAGUAUUUCCGCAGCGUUUCCUCCAACGUUGCCUGGUGGUUGGACAACGGAUCCAGGUUGUGAUGCAUCACAACAACCGAAUACUUGUAAUUUACAUAAGGGUGCUUAUGGCUGUUAUCGACAUGCUUUGUCUUCAACAGGACCAGGUGCUCAAGCAUGUUAUGAUAAAAAUGGUCAAUGGAUAUCAGAUCCUUGGAAAGAUGCUGGCACACUUGAUGCAGAAACACCAUUAGGUGACACUAUUCAAGCCGGUAAACAUUUUGUUGCUGAUGUUGUUCCUUAUUACGACUGCUGCAAAAUAACAUUAUUUUUUCAAAAACAUAUCUGCAAUCUUUAUUAUGAAAAACGUCCACCAGGACAAUGUCAAAAUUAA